GUGUGUGUGUGUGUUUACUGUGGUGCAAGUUUAUGAGGUUAAUGUCUAAUCUAAAGCACACUGAUCGAGCACAUCACAAAGAGGCAGCAUGAGAAAGAGGCGCAGACGAAACAGCGAUGGGCGGGGCUUAGCGCUCUUCUGCCUCUCGAUUGGCCACUCGUUACAUCAUUCAACCGUGGUGUUGACUGAUUGGUGCAACAAUUCUAGUCAAUAUUCCGCUUAGUCACUUCGGCGGAGUCUGUGAACUUUCAGCAGUCUCGGGGUUCGUCGGCUUUUCUCCUCUCAGAGAGAAACACAGCGAUCGGCUCUUCUGCGGGUCACAGUCUGCUCUCACUCACGACACGACACACUGGAAUAUCCAGCACAGAUUCCAGAUGGAAGAAGCAGAUAAAGUUUCCUCCAGCGCACCUGAUGGAGCUCCGCACGAUACUGCCGUGAAUGAAGCCGCUGCGCCGGCAGACGAGACGCUGCGGAACGCGGAGAAUUUACUGGAGAAGAACAAGACUACCGCACAGACGACUGAGGUAACUAGUGCUCCACAGAUGACUGAGAUACCUAAUGCUCCACGGAUAACUGAAAAAACUAGUACUCCACAGACCAUUGAGAUAACUAGUGCUCCACAGAUGACUGAAGAAACUAGUACUACACAGACCACUGAGAUAACUAGUGCUCCACAAAUAACUGAAAAAAUGAGUACUACACAGACGACUGAGAUAACUAGUGCUGCACAGACCAUUGAGAUAACUAGUACUCCACAGAUGACUGAAGAAACUAGUACUACACAGACCACUGAGAUAAAUAGUGCUCCACAAAUAACUGAAAAAAUGAGUACUACACAGACGACUGAGGUAACUAGUGCUCCACAGAUGACUGUGAUAACUAGUGCUCCACAGACCAUUGAGAUAACUAGUGCUCCACAGAUGACUGAGAUACCUAAUGCUCCACAAAUAACUGGAAAAAUGAGUACUACACAGAUAACUGGAAAAAUGAGUACUACACAGAUGACUGAAGAAACUAGUACUACACAGACCACUGAGAUAACUAGUGCUCCACAAAUAACUGAAAAAAUGAGUACUACACAGACGACUGAGAUAACUAGUGCUCCACAGAUGACUGUGAUAACUAGUGCUCCACAGACCACUGAGAUAACUAGUGCUCCACAGAUGACUGUGAUAACUAGUGCUCCACAGACCACUGAGAUAACUAGUGCUCCACAGAUGACUGUGAUAACUAGUACUACACAGAUAACUGAAGAAACUAGUACUCCACAGACCACUGAGAUAACUAGUACUCCACAGACGACUGAGAUAACUAGUGCUCCACAGACCACUGAGAUAACUAGUGCUCCACAGACCACUGAGAUAACUAGUGCUCCACAGACCACUGAGAUAACUAGUGCUCCACAGACCACUGAGAUAACUAGUAUUCAACAGACAACUGAAGAAACUAGUGCUUCACAGAUCGCUGAGGUAACUAGUACUUUACAGAUGACUGAGAUAAUUAGUACUACACAGAUACCUGAAGAAACUAGCACUCCUCAGAUGACUGAAGAAACGAUGACUCCUCAAAAACCUGAAGAAGCCAGUGCUCCCCAGAUAACUGAAGAAAGAGUCACUACACAGAUCGCUGAAAUAAGCAGCACGUCGCAGAUAACUGAGGAAACUAGUUCUCCAGAAGCAGCUGAAGAAAGCGUUACUGCUCCUGCUAGUGAAGAGCCCGAGACUCCAGCUGAAGCAAAGCCUGUGACUCCAGCAGCAGAAGAAGCACCAUCAUCUUCAGUGGCAGCUGAAGCAUCUUCAUCAUCUUCAUCAUCAUCAUCUUCAGUGAGGGAGGAGAGCGUGACUGCGGUGAUGGAGAGCGCCAGUGCUCCUCAAGCUCCUCAGGAGGAGGAGGAGGCUCCUCACACAGAGCCGGAGAGCAGCACACAGAUCGCGUCUGAGGACCGAGAGCAGGAGAAAGAGCCGCACACUCUUCAUCCAUCACCAUCCCAUGAACCUGAACCUCCUGCUGCUCCUGCCGUCGCUCCUGCCCUCCUUCAGUUUCCAUCAGACCGCUGCGAUUCUCCAUCCGUAGUCUCACAGGUCAGCGCUAGUCUCGCUAUGGAUUCGUCGGGAGGUAAGGACUCGGCAGCGUUCGACCCGGAUGUGCUGAGCCAGUCGGACGACGACUUCAUGUUCGAAACCAAAAAGAGUCCAUUCCAGGCGUUUUCCCCCGUGAGCGACGGCCUCGAGGAAGCCACCGCUGCCAGGAGAUCUGUGGAGGUGUCUGAGAGUCCGUCUCCAGACCUGGUGCAGGACGCGUACGAUGAAGGCCACGUGCAGUCAGAGGAGCUCAGGCCGGAGACCGAUGCGGACGCGCCGCUUUCCCUUUCGUACGCUCCUUCCGACCUUUUCUCAAACGUCAACGCCGCGUCCGACGACCGACCGACGUGUCUCCCAGAUAUUCUCAAAUCUUCUCCGCUGAACCCCGACAAAGUGGACUCGGGCUCGUCAGAAGGAAGCCCCGAUUUCAGCCCGGUUCACAGAAGUGCGGACGAUUCCCCAAAUUCCCCGUUCCCCGCUAUCAAUCCGUUUGGAUUCGACUCCAAGAUCUUACUGCUGAAGGAGAUGGCCGAUGAGACGGAGGCCAGAGCUGUGGAGAAGGCCAAGCUGGAAGUGGAGAACAUCGACGAGCAAAGUUUCACCGCUUUCGAUCUUGUGAAAGAGACGGACGUGCCUCUGAAGAGUGACGGCCUCCCGAAGGACAAAGAUGGAGCCGAGGAGCUCAGCCAGACUUCAGUUCAGACGGCCGACAGAUUCGAGUGUCUCGGCUUCCCCGGAGGAAACGUUCGAGAGCCGUCUGAUUCCGAGAGUCCGUCUGCGGACUCCUUCUCCCCGGUGCUGGACGCGGUCCCGCAGGAAACGUCGAGCUUCGGCGCGGAGCAGGAGCGAGGAGCCGUCGGGGAGGAGCUGGACGCCGCCGAGGAGGUGUCGGAGCAUGAGGUCUCGUCUGAAGAGUUCGAGUUUGUGGAGCGGCCACCGCGAGGAGCCGCCGAAGAGUUCCUGGAAAUGCAGGACAGCCUGGCAUUCGUCAAAGCGUCAGAAAUGCCGCAGGACGAAGACAGAUCUCCUAAACCGGAGCCUCAGGAGGCGGCAGAUCAAACGGCUGCAACCGAAGACGCAGAAAAUCAAAGCUCUUACCAUCUCCUCACCCAGGCGUCAGACAAACCUUCCAAAGCAGGCCUGGAGUCUGAUUUCCAGGAAAUUUCCCCAGCUCCUGUAAUCCAUCCUCCAGUGGAUGAAACGGGAGCUGAGAAGACGGAAGCUGAAGUGGUCACGUGUGAUCUGAGCGCAGCAGCAGUGCUGGAGCUGCUGUACUGGCGGGAUGUGAAGUCCAGCGGGCUGGUGUUCGGCUCCAGCCUCUUCCUCCUGCUCUCCCUCCUCACCUGCAGCAUCGUCAGCGUCCUGUCCUACUCCGCGCUGGCCCUGCUGUCCGUCACCAUCUCCUUCAGGAUUUACAGGGGAGUCCUGCAGGCCAUCCAGAAAUCUGAUGAGGGACAUCCAUUCAAACGGUAUCUGGAUCAGGAAGUCACUUUGUCUAAAGAUGCGGUGCAGAGACACAGUGAUGUUGUUCUGAGCUGCGUCAACUGCACGAUGAAGGAGCUGCGGCACCUGUUUCUGGUGGAGGACCUGGUCGACUCGCUGAAGUUCGCGGUGUUUCUGUGGGUCCUCACGUAUGUCGGCGCCUGGUUUAACGGACUCACGCUGCUCAUUCUCGGUCUGAUUGGAGCUUUCAGCGGCCCAGUAGUCUAUGAGAAACACCAGACACAGAUCGAUCAGUUCAUUUCCACGCUGAAGAACCGGAUGAAGGAAGUGAUGGGCCAGAUUCAGGCCAAGGUUCCUGGAGCUAAGAAGAAGUCUGAGUGAGUCUGGAGCGGCUCUGAUCUCCACACGUCAUCUUCAUCUCUCUCUCUUUCUCUCUUUCUCUGUCCGUCUGUUUUCUUCACUCUUCGGUUCGUUCACAUGACCGCAUCUUCAUGAAGUUGCUCUGAUACUGAUUGUGAAACACUGGUUGCAGAAUAAAUGAAAUGUGUUGUUUAAUGUCUGAGAAACGUCGUUUUGGUCCUUCAGAGAAUGAAAUGCACUACAAACCUUUCUUUUUUAAAGAGGGAAGUUGAAGAGUGUCAGUAUUGGCGUUUUGUGGUGUUUUAGUUUCUAUGACUGUGAUUUUACUCGAUUGACUGGAGUUUCUCUCUCAUACUCUGUCAUCUUAGCAACUUUUCUAGACGAGAGUAGAUAUCGAGACAUUUGAGCUCCCCUGCAGGAUCAUCUCUGGAUGAACACGUUUACAUGAAGCUUCCUCCGCAGAAGUUAUUGUAUUUAAAUCUAUUUAUCUCUGGACCGACUCCUAAAAAGCGAGCAGCGUUUGCCAUGCCAAUAACUGUGAAUGAAACGCGUCCCGUCGUCUGAACUCUGUGAAUGCAUUUUGACAUGUUAAUGAGAACCAAUAAAGCUUCUAGAUCA
Labeo rohita (rohu) is the source of this 4502-nucleotide messenger RNA. It is a transcript of the gene rtn4b, whose product is annotated as reticulon 4b. The transcript is spliced from 9 exons. Gene Ontology annotation, cellular component: postsynaptic density; neuron projection. The record is from RefSeq and is a predicted model, not a curated record. NCBI's taxonomy places the organism in Eukaryota, Metazoa, Chordata, Actinopteri, Cypriniformes, Cyprinidae. Bases 375 to 3905 code for a protein of 1176 amino acids. Gene Ontology annotation, biological process: endoplasmic reticulum tubular network formation; brain development; neuron differentiation.